Microtus oregoni (creeping vole) is the source of this 940-nucleotide messenger RNA. RefSeq names its product intraflagellar transport associated protein (gene Iftap). Gene Ontology annotation, molecular function: intraciliary transport particle A binding. The coding region runs from base 130 to 864 and encodes 244 amino acids. The record is from RefSeq and is a predicted model, not a curated record. Gene Ontology annotation, biological process: spermatogenesis; acrosome reaction. NCBI's taxonomy places the organism in Eukaryota, Metazoa, Chordata, Mammalia, Rodentia, Cricetidae. Gene Ontology annotation, cellular component: 9+0 non-motile cilium; cytosol. The transcript has 7 exons.
UUUGUCUUCUUGUUGCUUCAGGACUGGAGCCGUCUAGGCUGACUGGAAAGGACUCCAAAAGUGCCAAGUGACUAGAUGGGCUCCAAGGUGACGGACAGCUAGGGAACCGAGAGUGGCCUGUGAAUAGGAAUGCCUGCCCAAAUACCGAGACCAGAGAUAAUGGAUGAAGAUCAGUUAAUGAAAGAAGUCUUGGAUAAGUUUAUUAAUUGUCCUGAGCAAACAUAUGAAGAAUUUCUGAGCACUUUUACUCAUCUUCCAAAAGAGAAUAAUGUGGCCAGAAGGGGAGCAUGUGGAACUGAUUUGUCAGAAAAUAUAUUUACCACUAAAAAAUUGACCCAUAAAAAGGAAUCACAUGAUCAUCAUUUUAGAAAUAGAGCUGUCGUUCCUCAUACUUCAUCAGAAUGCUCGGAAGAUGACCAGAUAGUGAUUGAUGAAGGCCAGCAAGUUGGCAGCUCCCUUCAAGGUGACAUGACCCAGGCUGGAAAGGUCAAGGUAGACAACUUCCUGGACUUAGAAGAUUUGGACAUGGAGGAAGAGAGUGAGCCCCAGAUGAACACGGAUCGGCUGCUACUUCCAGGAGAAGUCGAACAGGAUAUAAGCGCCAGUGUUCCUGCUUAUGUUCCUUCUGUGAACCUGCCUCUCACUUCUGAAGUGAAGCCAAAACCCACUGAGCGAAGAACUCUGAAGCAAAUGGAAGAGAUAUUUGGAGAUGAAGUACAGCCCUUCUUUCUCGAUGAAGAAUUUGAUUAUGACAAUGUGGCUCUCACUCCCAAGUUCACUGCUGGAGAGAUAGCGACCAUCCAAGAGCUGGCCAAGAAAAGGACGAUGGAUUCCAAUACAGACUUUUGUGAACACCAUGACUGAGUCAAUAGAUGUCUUUGUGUUUAGUUUUAUUUUGUCUAUACGCAACCAACAUUAGAAUAAAGCAUACAUCAGCUGA